UGAAAUUUCCCUUUUUCCUAGAAAUUCAUCCAUCCCUUUCAAUGGACCCGUCCCAAUCCAGUUGUAUUCCGGUAAUUUUUUUAAAUAAAUUAUUACAAAUUUAUUUAUUGUUCCGUACAUUUUGAACCCGCCAAUAAACUGUUAAUUCAUGUGAAAAAUCCCAGACCCACUGAAUUACCACGGACCGAUAUGGACAACGAGGAAGUGGUGAAGACGGGGAGGGGUCGAGGAGGCAGAGGAGGCCGCGGUAGAGGCGGUGGAAGAGGUGGGAGAGGCAGGGGAGGUGGCCGUGGCAGAGGAGGGAGAGGGAAGAAGAGUGUGAAGCAGGUGGAGAGCGAUGGAGGAGAGGAGGAGGUGGCCAUACCAGGGGGCCAGGAGGGCGGAGGGCCGAUCGACGAAGGAGGAGGUGGGGAGGAGGUGAUAUCGGCCAAUAAGAUUGAUAUGGAAGCUGAUAUUCUACAGCUUGAAGCUCCAACCUUCUCAACGAUCAAUAGGGGACCUCCCGAACCUAUGCUCCGUUUAAGAUGGGACCACCGCGUGAGUUUAGUGGCCGAGAAGGUGCUGAAUCCAAUGAUCCACUGCUGUGACACCUGUUUGAAGCCGAUCCUGAUCUACGGCCGCAUGAUUCCCUGCAAACACGUCUUCUGUCUGGCCUGCGCCAAACGAGAGGACAAGGCUGUUUGUCCACGCUGUAUGCAAAAGGUGGUGCGUGUGGAACAGACAGGACUGGGUAGUGUGUUUAUGUGCACUCAUGGCGGGACCCGAUACGGCAAUGCUGGCUGUAGGCGGACAUAUCUGUCACAGAGGGAUUUGCAGGCGCACUUCAACCACCGCCACGUGUCCAACUCGGCCGCUGCCCUGGGUGGAGCCGCAGGUGACAACAGCCAAGACCAGGCGUCACCCGUGCUACACCUCAACACGGGGCCGACCUCCCGCGACCUACCAGGCGCACCCGCUACCAGGCUCAAGGCACCUCCUCAGUCCUCAGCCCAGCACCUGGUAUCCACCAACGACCCUCGCAGCAUCCCACUCGACCACCGUCGCAACUCGCCUCCCCCUCAAUACCACCCGCACCGGGGUGCGCCUGGUAUCGGAGCUCCCCCUGGUAUCGGUGCUCCUGGUAUGUACGCUCCACAACAACCCCCUACCAUGCGAACAAACCUUAUCACAGUGCAAAUCCAAGACACUUCGACAACCUGCGAGAAUACCAACGUGAUAAACUCGUCCUAUUACACUCAACCACCCCCAGUGGCAGCCUAUGGACCACCGCCCCCGUAUGGGGUGCCGCCUCCGGUACCUCCGCCCCAAUUCUACCCGGCGCAAAGUGGUCCUCCUGUGCAGUUUGGCGCGCCGCCCCCGAUGGCUCCCCGGGCUCCUGUUCCGGUGCCCUAUCCGGAGCAGUCGCCCUACAAUCCGCCGCCUCCAGGGCAAUGGCAGCAUCCGCCUCCCGCCUCCAACCAACCGCCUUUCUAUCACUGACAAAGGAUGUGAGAUAUGGGAUGAAAUCUACGAAAAUCUAGUUCAACUUCGAGUUAUAUUGAAUUGAACUUUAUGAUGAUAUAGAACAUGAAAUUGUGGUUCGAGGACAUGAAAUUGAAUGACAAAGUAAAAUUUAUUUGAACCUAGAGUUAUAUUGAAUUGAACUGUGACUUUGUGAUGAUAUAGAACAUGAUAUUGUGGUUCGAGGACAUGAAAUUGAAUGACAAAAUAAAAUUUAUUUGAACCUAGAGUUAUAUUGAUUUGAACUUUAUGAUGAUAUAGUACAUGGUUUGUGAACGUAAAAUUAAAAACUAGUGAAUUCCACAACGAUAUUAGGACCUUCUAUUAAACUAAACUGUGAAUCUACAAACAUGACUGUGAAUCGUAAACAACUCUGUGAAUCUACAAACAUGACUGUGAAUCAUAAACUAAACUGUUCAUCUAAAAAUAUGACUGUGAAUCAUAAACUAAACUGUGAAUCUACAAACAUGACUGUGAAUCAUAAACUAAACUGUGAAUC
Molecule: messenger RNA, 1999 nt
Organism: Nilaparvata lugens (brown planthopper)
Lineage: Eukaryota; Metazoa; Arthropoda; Insecta; Hemiptera; Delphacidae
Gene: Hakai
Product: E3 ubiquitin-protein ligase Hakai
Exons: 6
Coding region: 190-1479 (429 amino acids)
Biological process (GO): regulation of cell adhesion; protein ubiquitination
Molecular function (GO): ubiquitin protein ligase activity
Source: RefSeq, a predicted model, not a curated record